Molecule: messenger RNA, 696 nt
Organism: Aspergillus nomiae NRRL 13137
Lineage: Eukaryota; Fungi; Ascomycota; Eurotiomycetes; Eurotiales; Aspergillaceae
Product: lysozyme
Exons: 2
Coding region: 1-696 (231 amino acids)
Biological process (GO): peptidoglycan catabolic process; cell wall macromolecule catabolic process; carbohydrate catabolic process
Molecular function (GO): lysozyme activity
Source: RefSeq, a predicted model, not a curated record
AUGAAGCUCUCCACCCUUGCCUUGACCGCUGCCGCCGGCCUGUCCUUGGAGGCUACUGCUGAGACAGUCCAGGGUUUUGAUAUCUCCAACCAUCAAGCCACCGUCGACUUCAAGGCUGCCUAUAAUGAUGGCGCCCGCUUCGUCAUGAUUAAGGCAACCGAGGGCAUGACCUUCAAGGACCCGCUCUUUAGCUCACAUUACCAAGGUGCUACUGAGGCCGGUCUGAUUCGCGGAGGCUACCAUUUCGCGACUCCCGACUCCUCCUCUGGCGCAGCACAAGCGCAAGAAUUCCUCAAAAACGGCGGCGGCUGGUCCAAGGACGGCAUCACCUUGCCCGGUAUGCUCGAUAUCGAAUACAACCCAUACGAGGGUGGCACCUGCUACGGUCUGAGCGCCGCGAAUAUGGUCGCCUGGAUCAAGGACUUCGUCGAUACGUAUCAGAAGGCCACUGGGGUCUACCCCAUGAUCUACAGCACCGCCGACUGGUGGAAGACCUGCACCGGAAAUGCCGGCGGGUUUGGCCAGACCUGCCCUCUCGUGCUUGCCGCAUAUAGCAGCUCGGCGCCGUCGACGAUCCCUGGCGACUGGCCGACCUACACCAUCUGGCAAAACUCCGACAGCUAUAAGCACGGUGGUGACUCCGAUAUCUUUAACGGAUCGUAUGAGCAGCUGCAGAAAAUCGCUAACGCUGCGUGA